Microthlaspi erraticum is the source of this 393-nucleotide messenger RNA. Lineage: Eukaryota; Viridiplantae; Streptophyta; Magnoliopsida; Brassicales; Brassicaceae. The record is from the annotation of a GenBank genome assembly.
AUGGAGCCAAGGAGCAAUUUUGAAGAUUUGAUAACUUUCAUCAAGAGUUCUCAUAGAGAGCACACAGCCUUGAUUGAUGAGAGAUUGGAGUCAGCCUUCACUAGAUUGAAUGAGAAGUUGGAUUCUAUUUCUUCUUUCACAAGAGACUUGGAUCUUAGAGUUGCCAACAUAGCCAGCUCUAUUAAGAGAGAAGAAGGUGUGCUACCAGGAAAAGUGGAAAUCAAUCCAAGGAGAGCAGCUGUAGCAGCUAUCACUCUUAGGAAUGGAAAAGGGUAUGAGCCACCAGCAUACCCAGAUCAAGAGGAAGCAAAGCCGCCAAUCAAGAAGAAACCAAUGGAGUAUGUCAUUAUUGGAGAUGGACUGAACCACCUAAGGAAGUCCAUGUCAGAAUAG